CACUACUCAACAGGUGUAACUGUUGGGGUUUUAGCAUCCCUACUGGUUCUUGUCUACAUACUGAGUCGCUUUAUCCCCAGGAAAACAGGCGCUGUCUCUCUUCUAGUUGGUGGCUGGGCUGUUUGUCUUUAUCUUCUCCACUGGGUCUUUGACAAUUUCCUCUCAAUGCAGUACAAGAAGUACCUACUAGGUUACUUUGUGAUUGCGACCGUCAUCAGCUUUGCAGUGUGCUAUUGGUACGGUCCGGUCACCAACAACCGGACAAUGUACCUCAUACAAUUAUUCCUUCAGUUGAUAGGGUUGUUAUGCAUCUAUAACGGAUCGCAGCAUGAAGGGUCGACGAUGGUGAUUAUUGUUGUCAUAGUAAUGUUAAGAUGGAUACCAUCUUGUGGGAGACCAGUCGGGCUGGUUGCUGCUGCACUUGGGUGGCAGCAUCGUCCAGCUAAGAUCAAACUAUUAACGGAGGACGAGUACUAUGAGCAAGGACGGAUAGAGACAACGAAAGCACUGGACAGUCUGAAGGAGUAUUGUAGAAGCCCAGAGUGCAAUCAGUGGAAGAUGAUCGCUAACUUAGAAUCACCUAAAAGGUUUGCCCAGUUUGUGAUGGGUGAUGAGGGUCAUGUGACCCGAGGUGAGUUGUCAGCCUACGAGGAUGACCUUUCACUCUUGACCCUUGACACCAGUGAAGAAGAGAUUAUAAGCAGUGACAGCGAUAUGGAAACAGAUUGAUCUUUAAAACCUCUAACACAUUUUAACCGUUUUUAUUAAAGUGUACUUAUAAAGACUACUAUUUAUUCAAAACUUUCCAUGAAAAGAGAUAUUUUUUUGGAGAUCGUCCUUCAUCAGAUUAAAGACUAGUCCUAAAUUUCUUUUUAUAUUUUGUCCCCUUUAGAGAUUGAAAAGAAACAAAUCUCUGACUUUCUUUUCAGACGUUUUUAUAUCAUGCAUUUGUAAUUUGGUGUUAAUGUUUGUUCUCAUCUUAGUUGUAAGGUAUCACUUCAAUGAUACUAGUGUAGACCACUGGGGCGCUGUUGAUUACUCUGGUCGUGUGCUGCUUGUACGACUGCAGAUGUCAACAUUUUGAAAAAACGGAGUACAGUGCCCAACUUGGGCACACUAAGUAAAGUGUGUCUUAUAUUGGUGAUGCUUUCCAUACUUUAAUCUGACUUCAAACUUUUGUAUGUCUGCCUUUAAUGAAAAAGAUGCUGUUUUAAGAGUAUCAUGCUGUGUGAAACAUUUCUCUAGUUCUAAGGAUGCUAUUUCCAAAACGCGUCUUGAAACUUAGUACUGGCAGGGGUUCCCAAAAUCUCAAAAACUAUCUUAUCAACUUAAAAUCCUAAAGUUUGGAUCCUAGUUUUAGUCCCUUUUCGUCAGCUAUGAAUCUCUCGACCCCUGAAAGAUGGACUCCUGUUUAUUGCAUGGUGUCUGUAGAUUGUGUAGAAUGCAUCUACAUUUGUACAUGUACUUGACAGGGAAAUAAACUCAGCCGUUGCACAUUAUGUUGAUUUAUGCAUGUUCAAUUAUAUUGCCUUAGUGUAUGUAUGAUUGGAAUAAUGAAUAAGUAACUGUAAAGCUCUCCAUUCACCACAUGAAAUCAUAUUACAGUUUAGCGAAGUGCCUUUGUCAUUUCAAACCAUUAUUGAUUUUGAACACUCAAAUCAAUCGGAAGUUUUACCCUGUGUUUUGUUAUACUAUGCUGUUACAUUGCCUUUCAGACUGUCAGGCCUUGGUGUAAUGUUGGCUCAUAAUAAAUUAUGUUUUUGUAUUUCCUUCUAAUGUUAGACUUGUCGUUAAAUGUCUGUUGCGGUGAUAGCCGUUGACUCUCCCCGCGAUUCCCGAGGUAUUCUGCUACUGCUGUCGCGACUACGGUCCCAUUUGAUGGGGAGUAGAAGUCGACAACCAGCAGUUCGCGGGAGAGCAGUGAUCUCGCUUAAGCACCGCCACAACUCGACUAUCUCACUGUGUGGGACCAUUAACAACUUGUCUACAAGUCUAUUCUAAUGUUAAAAUAAUCUACAUUGGAACCCAGCAAGCCAUUUGCAGAAAUGUUCACGUUCAUCGAAUCCCUUAAUUUUUAUGGCGUCUCUUUGCAAACCUCAGUUGAUUAUACUCUCCACUAUGCAUACAUUUUCUAAUUCUACUGGUUAUGGAUUAUAAAUGUUAGUUGAGAUGGGUUUAAUUGAAUUUGAUGCAAAACAGAACUCAUUAAAACAACAAUUAAAUGGCAGCUUUAUUAAACUAUAACUCUUUGUUCCUGUUCACAACUCGGCUCUUGCGGUAUUCAAACCAAUUGAAACUGUUCUUUACAAAGCCAAGUGCAAAAUUGUUGAUGUAUGGAACUACGAGCAGCACUUGACUUUAAAGAGAACAAUAAAUACUUCUCAUAAAAAUUGUUUAGUUUUAAAAACCUCACAAAAGUUUACUGAACCUGAACUGUACUCUUGGUUCAUUAGCAAUAAGUAUUCAACUUACAUUGCUGUGUCUUGGGCCCAAUUUCAUAGAGCUGCUUAGAGCUAAGCAUAAUAACAACAUGCUUACCAGAUUGAGGUCACCAACUAAAAUAGAAGUCCUCAUGUACCAUUUAUGAUUGGUAUCCUGCUUCCUUUUGCUCAGCAGAUGCAAGGUUUGCUGGCAGCUCUAUGAAUAUGGGCCCUUGGUGCCUGCUAAUCCGUAAGAUGCGCUAAGCAGUAUUUCUGCUAAACAGCUCUUAAAAAUUUGGCUCUUAUAAUAUGAAGACAUUUUGGUAUGAUGAGGGGUCAACAUCUCCACCAUCGUUCUGCAAGGUGAACUUUCUCUGUUUUACAAAUAAUUUGUUGUAUGAACUGUCUCAAACAAAUCAUGUAAUUGACCAUUAUCAAGGGGUGGCCGUUCACGAUUAACCCAUUCAAAUCAACAAUGGAGCCAAAUCGAGGCUGCAACUAGGAAUAAUAGACUGUUCACUUUCUGAUAUGAGGAGAAGCCGUGUUCAUUGUUAUUAUUUUGCAAAGUGGCAACUUGAAGGUCUGGGGAGUUGUUUUAGAAAAACUAAUGAGAGUUUACUAUGUCUUGAAUGUGUGUUUAUCAUUUUGUAACAAUUUGUACAGUUUUAAAAAUA
Molecule: messenger RNA, 3094 nt
Organism: Asterias rubens (European starfish)
Lineage: Eukaryota; Metazoa; Echinodermata; Asteroidea; Forcipulatida; Asteriidae
Product: nuclear envelope integral membrane protein 1a-like
Exons: 4
Cellular component (GO): nuclear envelope
Source: RefSeq, a predicted model, not a curated record